Tetrahymena thermophila SB210 is the source of this 1692-nucleotide messenger RNA. Its product is annotated as Serine/Threonine kinase domain protein. The record is from RefSeq and is a predicted model, not a curated record. Gene Ontology annotation, biological process: protein phosphorylation. The transcript has 6 exons. NCBI's taxonomy places the organism in Eukaryota, Ciliophora, Oligohymenophorea, Hymenostomatida, Tetrahymenidae. Gene Ontology annotation, cellular component: cytoplasm. Gene Ontology annotation, molecular function: ATP binding; protein serine/threonine kinase activity.
AUGGGAUCUUUUCCUACUAAGAAUUAAGUCAUUUAAGUUAAUACACCUACUUAAAAGAGCCGAUCAGAGAAAUGGAUUAAACUGAAAGAAAGAAAAAUCAAUUUGCAAGAAAUGAUUGAGCUUGGUUAAAAAAUAAAUCAGCCUUUAGACUAGAUACAAAAGGCAGUGAAACAUAUAGAAAAACAAGGAAUAAUCAUUGAAAAAGGGCUCCUCGGAUCUGGAGGAGGCGGGUUCGUCUUAAAGGCAUGCAGUGAGUGGAAUGACCAUCUUGCAGUAAAAUUAAUGAAAUAUUCUAACCUUGAGUAAUUAAAAAUUAACAAGAGAGAAUAUGAUAUCUUAAAAAAUAUUAACUCAAAAUAUGUCACUAAAGUUUAUUAAUUCUUCACAGAAUCUUAUGAGUCAAACGGAUACUAAUUUAUCGUCAUGGAAAGAUGCUUAUAUGAUUUAAAGAAUUAUAUUGCCAAAAAAAUUACUUCAAAAAAGUUUCUCAGCCACUAAGAUUUGUAUUAUCUAUGUCUACAGCUUUCCAAAGGAUUGCAGGAACUUCAUUAAAAAAAUAUUAUUCACCUUGAUAUAAAACCUGCCAACAUACUUCUAGGCUUAGAUUUAAAAUGGAAGUACGCAGAUUUAGGUGUCUCUAAGGUAGUAUCAGAGUAAAGAAAACACACUAAUAACUUAAUAGGACUUACAGCCCUUUAUUCUUCUCCUGAAUAGUAUUAGCUCGCGAAUACUAGUGUUACUCAUAAAGUCACAAAAUCUAGUGAUAUUUAUAGUCUUGGAGUAGUUUUUUUGCAGCUGACUGGAGUAGAUGUUACAUAAAAAUGGAUUAUAAAAGAAAAGAUUUCAGCACAUAAUUAUGAUAAGUGUCUGAAUCCGUACUAUGAAGAGUUCAAUAACUGUAUUAUUAAAAAAAUGAUGUAAUACGAAGCAAAUGAUAGAUUAUAAAUUGAAGAGGUGAUUGAUGUUUUGAAAAGACUAUAAUAAAAUAAAAAUGAAGAGAUCGUCAAACUUAAAAAUUCAGCAAAUUAAAUUAAACAUGAUUCACUAGAACAACAAGAAAUAGUUAAAAAUAAUCGAGAAUAGCUAGUGUUACAAGUUAAAACACCAAGAGAGUCAGAAAGAAAGCAAAAUAAAGGAUAGAGCGAUUUAGUCAAAGUUUUAAAAGUAGACAAAGGUUAAAGUAAGGUAAAAGUAAGACCUAUUUAUAAUAUGAGUUUAAAUGAAUUAUUUAAUAUUGAAGAAGUAUAAGAAUAUAAAAUAGAGCCUUUGAUUCCUUAGUCUCAAAAAUAUAGGAUAUAUUCAUCCAAAAAAUAAAUAUUUAUUAAUUAGAAUUAGAAUGAGAAUAAUCAAAGUAAACUAAAUUUAAGUGAUAGGAUUAAUAACUUUUAAUCCCAACUUUAAUUAUAAAAAAAUUAAUUUGAUAAUGUCAAUAUUGAAAAAAGACUAUCAGUUAAACUUCCAUAAAUAACCCCUUUCCAUAGUUCUUUGGAUAUAUCACCUUAAUUAUCUGCUAGAAAUAAUUAAAAAAAAAUUGAAAUUGCUUCAUUCAACGAUUUGGAUUACUAUUAAUCUUGCAAUAAUAUUGAAAAGAAAUACGCUUAUUACCUUUCAUCAUAAAAAUAAUAAUAAAACUAAUUGUAGGAAAUAUAAUAAUACCAUUAAAAGUAGUAAUACAUAUUUAUAUCACCUUGA